Messenger RNA from Ananas comosus (pineapple), 851 nucleotides. RefSeq lists its product as uncharacterized. NCBI's taxonomy places the organism in Eukaryota, Viridiplantae, Streptophyta, Magnoliopsida, Poales, Bromeliaceae. The record is from RefSeq and is a predicted model, not a curated record. The coding region runs from base 75 to 362 and encodes 95 amino acids. The transcript is spliced from 2 exons.
CCGGUUGUUGCACACCAGGUAUCAACCCGAGAUCUACGAUUCUAACCCGCGCGGUGGAGUUGUUCGAUGUUUUUAUGGGCGAUGAGCAGGGCCACGUGGCGUCAUCCCCGCCGUUCUUUUGCGGGUCCCCGCCGAGCCGCGCGUCCAACCCGCUGGUCCACGACCCCCGGUUCGGCGAGCUCGAGCCGCCGGCUCACCACCUACCGGCCCAGACCGGUUCGAAAAGCCGGUCGGGCUGCGGCGCCCGGGUCAAGUCCGGGUUCGAGCCGGCCGUGGUUCGGGUCGAGGGUUUUGACUGCCUCGAUCGCCGCGCCGACGCGCGCGGCCGCGGCCACGGCCCCGGGAUCGCCGCAGUGGCGUAGCACAGCCCCCCCGCCACGUGUACAUAAAGAUUCGUGCUCUCAAGUGCUCGUUAUUUCUCGUUUUUGGGAGCAUGUUGAGAGAGAGAGAGAGAGAGAGAGAGAGAGUUAAAAAAAAAAAAGAUUAUUAACGUUGAGGAGUUUACUAUUUUACUAUUAUUAUUUCUACGUUAUUAGGUUCUAAUUAAGUAACAACCCCUUUUAAUUUAAUCUAUUUUACUUUAAAUGUAAAAAUUUAUUUUAAAUUAUUAUUGUAGAUAUAUUUUUCUAUUUUAUGAAGUGGGAGCGCGAGAGAAAGAGGGUCUUUUUGCAAUUUAGUCCUUUUGUAUGGGGAGGGAAGGGCCUUUAAUGUAUGAGGUGUCUUUUUGAAGGGUGUUUUAGGGAGUUGGGUUUGUUUGUUUUUAAGUCACAAUGAGAAGAAGAUGUAUAUAUGGCUUAAAUCUUAGUAAAUCAAUGCUGGGUUUGUAUUUGCCCAUUUUGAGUUUUUGGAAA